AGCCCUGGAUCUGAUUCCAAAGCUUUCAGAUCUCUAUCCAAGUUCACACUCAAACAAUCACAUUCCUCUUUGUUUCCGUACGAUUCACAAAUCUUGGAUAAAAAUUGAUUGGAACCCAGAUUGAAUUUUCAGCUGCGGAUUUGGAGUUUGGAGAAAAAGCUUCGAUUUUUUCUCUCUGCCACUGAGGUAGAAUCAAAGAAAUGGCGGCGGUGGAAGUUCACAAGUUCGCUAGAUGCAUUACUUGCCAUGCUUGGAGCCGUGAUCGCUCCAUGCUGGCAUUUUGUCCGAACAACAAUGAAGUUCACAUCUAUGCACUGUUGCAAGGCAAGUGGGAGAAGCUGCAUGUUCUUCAGAAGCAUGACCAAAUUGUAUCUGGGAUAGACUGGAGCGCUAGGUCAAACAAAAUAGUUACUGCAUCUCAUGAUCGGAAUUCCUAUGUCUGGAAUCUAGAAGGGUCGGAGUGGGUACCAACCCUUGUUAUCCUUCGGCUAAAUCGUGCUGCACUUUGUGUUAAGUGGAGUCCAAGAGAAAAUAAAUUUGCUGUUGGAAGUGGGGCAAAAACUGUUUGUAUAUGCUACUAUGAGCAAGAAAAUAACUGGUGGGUCAGCAAACUUAUCAGAAAAAGGCAUGACUCUUCUGUGACAAGUGUUGCUUGGCAUCCCAAUAAUGUUCUUCUUGCAACAGCAUCUACAGAUGGAAAAUGCCGUAUAUUUUCCACUUUUAUUAAGGUCGUCGACGCAAAGGAAUCAAGAACAGGCCCAUUUGCUGAUUCAAAAUUUGGAGAGCAAAUUCUUCAGCUUGAUCUCUCAUUUUCCUGGUCAUUUGGCGUGAGGUGGUCACCGAGUGGCAGUACCUUAGCAUAUGUAGGCCAUAAUUCUAUGAUUUACUUCGUUGAUGAUGUUGGACCUUCUCCUUUGGCUCAGAAUGUUGCAUUCCGUGAUUUGCCUCUCCGUGAUGUGUUAUUUCUUUCUGAAAGAUUACUUAUAGGUGUGGGAUUUGAUUGCAAUCCAAUGGUUUUUGCGGCAGAUUUACAUGGAAUAUGGCAUUUUAUCAAAUUUCUUGGGGAAAGAAAGACAACAUCUUCAGGUCCAAAAUAUGGUUCACAGUUUUCUGAAGCAUUUGGAAAGCUAUACGGCCAACAAAAACAUGGAUUGAACAAUGAUACAAAUGAACAUUCAAGAUCACGAGGAGGCGUCCAUGAGAACUGCAUUAAUUGUAUUGUGCCGCUUGGAGAACCAGGGAGUUCUAAAGUAACGCGCUUUAGCACAUCAGGAUUGGAUGGAAAAGUUGUUGUGUGGGAUAUGGAGAACCAAGCAGAUUUAUCGGAGUAUUUGUAAUCUGUCACCAAUCACCAUAGGCAGAAAGAGUCUGUGUAAUUGGAAAUGUUGUUUGUAUAUUUCAUGUGACAGCAAUUGGUAAUAUUUCUGUACAAUCCUAGGACAAAAUAAACUGCAAAUCAUGGUGGUUUUAGUUUUGUAUACCUUGUGUAUCGCUUCAUGUAAUGUGUUUACCCCCGCCCCCUCGCCGCACCAAUUUUCUCGUGUACUCGGUGGUGAAUGGUGAUAAAAGAAUAGUUCUUUCCAUUUGAUGCCAUCAAGAAAAAAGUGCGUUGUUUAUGUUGAAGAUUUGAAUUGCAAUCGAAUCAAAAGAGUUAUUGAAGUUGAA
This is a messenger RNA of Pyrus x bretschneideri (Chinese white pear), 1665 nucleotides long. RefSeq names its product actin-related protein 2/3 complex subunit 1A. Lineage: Eukaryota; Viridiplantae; Streptophyta; Magnoliopsida; Rosales; Rosaceae. The record is from RefSeq and is a predicted model, not a curated record. Gene Ontology annotation, biological process: Arp2/3 complex-mediated actin nucleation. The transcript has 15 exons. Gene Ontology annotation, cellular component: actin cytoskeleton; Arp2/3 protein complex. Gene Ontology annotation, molecular function: actin filament binding. The coding region runs from base 201 to 1337 and encodes 378 amino acids.